Messenger RNA from Cyprinus carpio (common carp), 4900 nucleotides. RefSeq names its product RNA polymerase II subunit A C-terminal domain phosphatase-like. Gene Ontology annotation, cellular component: nucleus. Bases 400 to 3219 code for a protein of 939 amino acids. The record is from RefSeq and is a predicted model, not a curated record. Gene Ontology annotation, molecular function: RNA polymerase II CTD heptapeptide repeat phosphatase activity. Lineage: Eukaryota; Metazoa; Chordata; Actinopteri; Cypriniformes; Cyprinidae. The transcript has 13 exons.
AGGCUUUUGUCUGUCUCAGAGGGGAAGGGACAGAUAUACAGUGUGUUUCUAAUGCUCAGGUCAGAUGUUCUCUGAACCACCAGUUUGAUGUGACUGUAAACAUUUAGUAUUAUUUAUUUUUUUUUACAACUUUUUAAAUAUUUAUUUAAAAUAUGAUUAUAUUAUACCUAUUUAAGUAAACUACAGAUUAUACUCUGAUAUUGAUAUUUGCUUAAAGAGCGUUAUUAAAGUCUCCCGGAAGUGGAAAGACUCUCGCUCGUAUUGCAGCCUUGUAUUUCCUGUUUACGGGCGGGAAGAGUGAACUGCGCCUCAGCCUGUCCUGUAUUAUUACAGCUCGGUUUCAUCGCUGCGCGCCUCCGCUUUGUUGUUGUUGUUUUCUGACUGAAGUUUGAAGCUCUGAUGGCGGAGCCCUGGGACUCCGGCGGUGCGGGGGGCCCCGCGGCGCGGGUGACGGAGAUCCGCUGCCCCGCGGGAGCGCGUCCGCUGCGGCUGCUCGAGUGGAAGGUGAAGCCCGGAGCGCUGGUGAACGUCGACUCCGUCAUCGCGGUUUGCGCGCCGAUCUCCGCCGAGAGCGAGUCCAGAGCGGCCGAGAGGAAGCUGAAGUCAGACCGCUCUGGAGCAGUGCGGGAGCUGUGCUGUCAGCUCGGACAGGUCAUCGUGCCCGGGAACAGGAAGUUAGUGCUGAUGGUGGAUCUGGACCAGACGCUGAUCCACACCACUGAACAGCACUGCCAGCGCAUGUCCAACAAGAGAUGCUCUUGUGUUUUCAGACUACAGAGCAAGAAUGGAAAGCAGCAGGUGCCCGUCUCUACGGCGACCGUUUCCAUGGUGCACAAGGAGAGCAGAUCGGUCGGUGGUUGCAGCAAAGGGAUCAAGAACAGGAAGUUAGUGCUGAUGGUGGAUCUGGACCAGACGCUGAUCCACACCACUGGUCAGCACUGCCAGCGCAUGUCCAACAAGGGAAUCUUUCAUUUCCAGCUGGGACGCGGGGAGCCUAUGCUUCAUACACGACUGCGGCCUCACUGCAAAGACUUUCUAGAGAAGAUCGCCAAACUCUAUGAGCUGCACGUCUUCACCUUUGGCAGCCGUUUAUACGCUCACACCAUCGCAGGUUUUUUAGACCCUGAAAAGAAGCUCUUCUCUCACCGCAUCAUGUCUCGAGAUGAAUGCAUUGACCCCUACUCUAAGACGGGCAACCUCAGAAAUCUGUUCCCCUGUGGAGACUCCAUGGUGUGCAUCAUAGACGAUAGAGAGGACGUGUGGAAGUUCGCUCCUAACCUCAUCGCAGUGAAGAAAUACAUCUACUUCCAGGGCACCGGGGACAUCAACGCCCCACCGGGUUCACGAGAGGCGCAGAUGGCCAGAAAAGGUAACCAGGCUGGGCGGCCUGCAGAGAACUUGGAAUCGUCAGGACAGGAGGAGCAGAGAAACGGACUCAGGAAAUCCAGCAAGGACCAAAAAACUGGGCAUGAGGAGUCGCCCCCCUCUGCCACCGCCACUCAGGGAGCACCAGCCAAUGAGAGGACUCACCCCGCAGGGGAACGGCCCGGUGACAGCACAGAUUUAACAGACAAGUGUAAUGUGAAAGCGGAGGGGGAGGGCAGCUCAGGUGUGACGUGUACCUCAGGUGAGACGGACACCCCAAACACUGCUUCUGACACCGCUGCCAACGACCUGGAUUUUGACCUUUCGAGCGACAGCGAAAGCGAGGGUAAAACCGGAUUAUCUGACAGCGAUGGCGAAGCCAAACAAAGCCAAACAAAAACAGAGGAGUGUAAAAGCAAAGAGGACGGUGGGGAAGUGGACAAACAGAGGACAGAGGGGGACGAUGUCCCAGAAACGGAUCCCGAGGGUCUCAGUGAUUUGGGCAACGGCUGUUCUGACAAGAAAGAAGUGGAAACUGAGUCUCAAAACAGCGAGCAGUCAGGCGUCACCAUGGGUGAGGAGUCUUUAGAUCACAGUAUGGAGGAUGAGGACGAUGAGGAAGAGGAAGACAUUGACCAGGACGACCACCUGAUUUACUUGGAGGAGGUUUUGGUUCGCAUCCACAGUGAGUAUUACUCACGCUACGAGGCCUUCCUCAGGAAAGAGAGUCCAGAGACUCCGGACAUACGGAAGAUCAUUCCCGAACUGAAGGGCCGCACGCUGGCGGGCACAACCAUCAUCUUCAGCGGCCUGUAUCCCACCAACUACUCAAUGGAGCGCACGAGGGAGUGGUACCACACCAAUGCGCUGGGUGCCAAGCUUGGCAAGACCCUGGUGCUCAAUGGCAAAGACCCAAACCGCACCACCCACCUUAUUGCUGCACGCACAGGUACCGAGAAAGUUCGCCAAGCUCAGGGCUGUAAACAUCUCCAUGUGGUGAAUCCUGAUUGGUUGUGGGCCUGUUUGGAGCGCUGGGAGCGAGUCGAGGAGCGACUCUUUCCUCUCAAAGAGGACUUUAACAAAUCAUACAGGAGCAAUAGUCCCGCCAUGUUUCCAGACAUCCCCGGGUCUGUCCCGAAGCCUCUGUUCCAGGCCCCUCCUGUUCAGCAGAAGCCCCUGCCAGCACCAGAAAUGCGGACAUAUGACCCCGUCACCGGCAAACUGAUCCGCCGAGGUCCCCAGGCCUCCCGUCCACCCUCUUAUCUGCACUCGCAUGGAUCGUCCAUGUCAGCCAAGGAAGAUCUGUCCAGCCACAGGUCAGCUCAGGGGUCUCAGCAGACGGAUGAGGCUGCAGGAUCGAGUCCUGACGAUGAGCAGCCUGGACCUUCCCGCAGGAAACGCCAGCCCAGCAUGUCUGAAACCAUGCCGCUCUACACACUCUGCAAAGAAGACCUGGACAGCAUGGACAAAGAGGUGGAUGACAUCCUCGGGGAAGAGAGUGACAAUGAAAGCGAGGGAAAAGGGAAAGAGGAGAGGAUGGAGGUAGUGGAGGAGGAAGAGGAAGAGCGGCCCCACACAAGCAAGCAGAAGGCCCCAGCAUCAGAUCACGUCCCGCCACUGGCCACUGUUGUUGAGGAAGCAGCCCAAACAUCGACCAGAGAAGAAGUGUGCGUAACGGGGAAUGUGCCAAGGGGCCACAAAAGGAAACUGGAGGAGGCCAGAGAAGAUAACGCUGAUAAUGAUGAUGAUGAUGGCGGCUCCAGUAAAGACUCCAAUGAGGACGAGGAGGGCAGCAGCUCGGAGGCUGAUGAGAUGGCUGCUGCGCUGGAGGCGGAGCUAAAUGAUUUCAUGUGAUCUGAUUGGACGACGAUGCAUAUGAACUAUUCUGUGUUCUCAUACCUGAGACAAAACAUACUUUUGCGUCGCUGUUAUACAGCGCAAGUAAGUGUGUGUGCGCGUGUGUGUGUGAAUAAAACGAAUGGGUUUACCAAGUAGAUAGAUGUACAGAUAGAGUUUUAGUUGGACAAGUCCAACACAAAGUCAUUUUAUUGUGAAUUUACUUACAGUAUGUAGAGGUGUGGGAAGUAGAGCUUCUGUGUCUGAUGUUUUACUUGGUUUCUGUUCCAAAAUUAAUUUUUAUAUAAAUUAAAUAUUUCAACUAACUGGUAAUGAAUGCCAAAGAGUCUGAAGCGGGUCUGCAGCUGAGAGAUGUUUGGAAAGGUUCCUCACCAGCAGUCAAACUCAGAUGUCCGAAUGUGUCCAGUGUCGUCUCUUUGGUUUUGUGCAUUGUUUCGUGGCUGACACUGUGCUGCACCAAUCCCAGAAUACCAGCACCUUUAGACGCGCCCACAGCCACUAUUACCAAAAAACUCACAUCUGCUACACAACCUGAAGAACUGCUGAGAACAUGAAAUGCAAAAUCAGUUGAUCGGUAAUAAGCUUGCAACAAAACAUCUUAAUUACACCAUUAUGGUUCGCGACUGGUUUGUUACGAUUGGUUGCAUAUUAAAGGAAUAGUUCACAAAAAUGGCUUGUAUAGUUCUGUCAUCAUUUACUCACCCUUGUGUCGUUACAAAACAAGAAACACAAAAUGAGAUAUUAGGCAGAAUGUCUGAGCUGGCCUCAGUCCAAAAAUUAGCUCCUUAGGUAUCCUGAAGCCAUGUGAUAGCUUUAUGUGAGGAAAACAUAAAAGGUCUACUUAAAAUUUAGGACUUUUGACACAAGUCACAAAUGGAUAUCAAUGCACCAUUUUAAUAGUCCAUAUGGCUUUUCAGAGCUUGGUUGACUGAAAAAUGAUCUAUUUGUUCCUCUCAUAAAGAAAACGUAUUACUUCAGAGCACAAGGAAUGGCACACAUGACUCGCAUACAGUAGGUCACUUUUAAUGAUGACUUUCUUGUUCUUGGGGUUUGACAUCAUAAAUCCAACUUUCUUUGCAGACAUUCUGCACCUUUAUACAUUUCUUACAAAAGAAAGGAGACACUUUGGAACAGCAUGAGCGAGAGUAAAUGAUGACAGACUUGUCAUGUUUGAGUGAACUGUUCCUGUAACUACCUACAGAUUGAUACUUCUGAUCUUAAUGCUCCUAAGAUGACAUUGAAAUGCCACUUUUUACUCUGUGAUGUCAGCGUACAGAUAUCUUCAUUUGGCUUCAGGUGCUGAUAGUGAAGACUGUGGCAGCGUUAAACCGGGUGUUUGGUUGGCUCUCGUGCCACCCUGAACCAUCACUGUACACACUGAUCAGAUCUGGACCUGUAGGCAUCAAGACUACCCGACUAAGACCAGUUUCAUGAAUUCACUGGAUCUAGCUGGGUUUCUUCUGCCGAGCUGCUUGAACGAUGAGACGUCCAGAUCUAACUCAGUUUCAAAUGUUUCUCAGAGGUUUGUGCACCUCAUCUCUCUGUGUUGUUUUUGACGGAUUUGGGGUUUUUUCACUUUCAUUGUGGUGUUAUUUUCAACCAUGUAAAGUAUUUGUACAAUCUAUUUCGUACUUGACAAAGAAAAUGCUUUUCAUUUAAUAAAGAUUUGUUUUAUAAA